AUGUAUCAUGAGGAACAAAAUCCACCUGAAACACUCCAAACUCAUGUGGGUAAGAACUUCAGGUGGCCCUCUUCAACACCAGAAUACCUCAGAAAAACUGCCUUUCAGCACAUCACUGAUGUUAAGUUUGAUCUUGAUGAUGAGGUCGAAUUUAACCUCUUAUUUUUCUAUAAUUUACUUGACAAUGGUGAAUUUACUGCACAUGAAAACGAGCGGGUGACAGAAGUUGAUCAGAAAUAUUUACCAUGUACUCCACCAGCAAAGAGGGUAAUUGUUCAGCAUACUGGAAAUAGUGAUGACUACAAGGUUUGGAUAUGGAUCUAA
Messenger RNA from Entrophospora sp. SA101, 324 nucleotides. The record is from the annotation of a GenBank genome assembly. NCBI's taxonomy places the organism in Eukaryota, Fungi, Glomeromycota, Glomeromycetes, Entrophosporales, Entrophosporaceae.